This is a messenger RNA of Hibiscus syriacus, 498 nucleotides long. RefSeq lists its product as uncharacterized. The record is from RefSeq and is a predicted model, not a curated record. Gene Ontology annotation, molecular function: nucleic acid binding; RNA-DNA hybrid ribonuclease activity. NCBI's taxonomy places the organism in Eukaryota, Viridiplantae, Streptophyta, Magnoliopsida, Malvales, Malvaceae. The coding region runs from base 1 to 498 and encodes 165 amino acids. The transcript has a single exon.
AUGGUUUGUCUGAACACGGAUGGUGCGCUCUCCAACGUCAUUGGCCGAGGCUCUAUCGACGGUCUCUUUCGUGACCACACUGGUGAUUGCUUGUUUGCUUAUUGCAAAGACAUCGACACCUCUACGGUCCUUGAAGUUGAACUGUGGAGAAUUCUUGAAGGACUUCAACUUGCAAGGCAAAAUGGUUUUGAACGUAUCGUUAUUCAGACGGAUAGUAAUAAUGCUUUCCAGCUUGUCACUCCUCCAUCCCCGACUAGUCCUCUGGCUUUGGUUUGUACUAUCGCCGACCUUUACAACCGUGCAUGGUAUGUUGCUUCCCAAAAGAUCUAUAGAGAAGCAAACGUAGCUUCUGACUUCAUCGCAAAAAUGACUGCUCCCUUAGAUGGUUCCUGGAAAGCUCUUGACUACUUUUCGUCUCCCCUCCAGUGUCACCUUCAUAGGGAUAUACUAUGCUCGAGUGAAACAUUAAUGUAUCGGCUUCGGCCUCCUUUCCAUUAA